CCGCCGCCGCGGGCCCGGGGCUAAGGCCAGGUCGGGGCGGGAUGAUGGAGGAGGAGGAGCUCGAGUUUGUGGAGGAGCUGGAAGCCGUGCUGCAGCUCACCCCGGAGGUGCAGCUCGCCAUCGAGCAGGUGUUUCCAAGCCAGGAUCCUCUGGACCGAGCAGAUUUCAAUGCUGUGGAAUACAUCAAUACCCUUUUUCCGACAGAACAAUCUCUGGCAAACAUAGAUGAAGUCGUGAACAAAAUUCGAUUGAAAAUAAGGAGACUGGAUGACAACAUUCGAACAGUAGUGAGAGGUCAGACUAACGUGGGGCAGGAUGGAAGGCACGCACUGGAAGAGGCUCAAAAAGCCAUCCAGCAGCUGUUCGGCAAAAUUAAGGAUAUCAAAGACAAAGCUGAAAAAUCAGAGCAAAUGGUUAAGGAAAUCACACGGGACAUCAAGCAGCUAGACCACGCCAAACGCCACCUGACCACUUCCAUAACCACACUGAACCACCUGCACAUGUUGGCAGGAGGUGUGGAUUCCCUUGAAGCCAUGACAAGGCGGCGACAGUAUGGAGAAGUUGCCAAUCUUCUACAGGGUGUAGUGAACGUCUUGGAACACUUUCACAAGUACAUGGGGAUUCCACAGAUUCGGCAACUUUCAGAGAGAGUAAAGGCAGCCCAGACUGAGUUAGGGCAGCAGAUCCUGGCUGAUUUUGAAGAGGCUUUCCCUUCCCAGGGUACCAAGAGGCCUGGAGGCCCCAGCAAUGUCCUGCGAGACGCAUGUCUGGUUGCUAAUGUGUUGGACCCCAGGAUCAAACAGGAAAUCAUCAAGAAGUUUAUUAAGCAGCACCUCUCUGAAUACCUGGUGCUCUUUCAAGAAAACCAAGAUGUUGCCUGGCUCGACAAAAUCGACAGACGUUAUGCCUGGAUAAAACGCCAGCUUGUGGACUAUGAAGAGAAAUAUGGGCGUAUGUUUCCCCACGAGUGGUACAUGACCGAGAGGAUCGCUGUAGAGUUCUGCCAUGUCACAAGAGUGGAACUUGCCAAGAUCAUGCGUACCCGAGCUAAGGAGAUAGAAGUGAAAUUGCUUCUGUUUGCCAUCCAGAGAACAACCAAUUUCGAGGGACUCUUGGCCAAGCGCUUUUCUGGCUGCACCCUGACGGAUGGGGCCCCGAAAAAGGUUGACCCUCCUCCAUGCACCAAUCCUUUUCUGGAAGACGAGCCUGGCUCCGAAAUGGAGGAGUUGCCGAUGGACAAAGGGGACUUAGAGCAGCCAAAGAAGCCAAAAGUCCCAGAAAACCCAUUUCAUGGAAUCAUUUCCAAGUGUUUUGAGCCUCAUCUCUACGUGUAUAUUGAAUCCCAGGACAAGAAUCUUGGGGAACUGAUCGAUAGAUUUGUUGCUGAUUUCAAGGCCCUGGGGCCUCCCAAACCAAACACGGAUGAAGGCGGUGCCGUGCUGCCCAGCUGUGCUGACCUCUUUGUCUAUUACAAGAAGUGCAUGGUGCAGUGCUCACAGCUCAGCACUGGGGAGCCGAUGAUUGCUCUGACCACCAUAUUCCAGAAGUAUCUCCGGGAAUACGCUUGGAAAAUACUCUCCGGCAAUUUACCCAAGACCACUAGCACCAGUGGAGGGCUGACCAUCAGUAGCCUCCUCAAGGAGAAGGAGGGCUCCGAAGUGGCCAAGUUCACUCUGGAGGAGCUCUGCCUCAUCUGCAGCAUCCUAAGCACAGCCGAGUACUGCUUGGCCACCACCCAGCAGCUUGAAGAAAAACUCAAAGAAAAAGUUGAUGCGAGCCUUAUUGAAAGGAUCAACCUGACAGGGGAGAUGGACACAUUCAGCACUGUCAUCUCCAACAGUAUCCAGCUGCUGGUUCAGGACCUCGAUGCUGCCUGUGACCCUGCUCUUACUGCCAUGAGCAAGAUGCAGUGGCAAAAUGUUGAGCACGUUGGUGACCAGAGUCCAUACGUCACCUCUGUGAUUCUUCACAUAAAGCAGAAUGUCCCCAUCAUCCGAGACAACCUGGCCUCCACACGCAAGUACUUCACUCAGUUCUGCAUCAAAUUUGCAAACUCCUUCAUUCCCAAGUUCAUCAACCAUCUCUUCAAGUGCAAGCCAGUUAGCAUGGUGGGAGCAGAACAGCUGCUGCUAGAUACCCAUUCUCUGAAGAUGGUCCUCCUGGAUCUGCCUUCCAUUGGCUCUCAGGUGGUGAGGAAAGCGCCUGCCAGUUACACCAAAAUUGUCGUGAAGGGCAUGACCCGGGCCGAGAUGAUCCUCAAGGUGGUGAUGGCCCCUCACGAGCCCUUGGUGGUGUUUGUUGACAACCUCAUCAAGCUCCUGACUGACUGCAACACUGAAACCUUCCAGAAGAUACUGGACAUGAAGGGCCUUAAGAGAAGCGAGCAGAGCAGCAUGCUGGAACUUUUCCGCCAGCGGCUCCCCACCCCACCGUCAGCAUCAGAGGGUCCCGGCUCCACGUCCCUGACAGCGCCAACACCUGAACAGGAAUCAUCCCGCAUCCGAAAACUGGAGAAACUCAUCAAAAAGAGACUCUGAGCAAGCAGGAGAGGGUCCUGGGUCCCCUUUGCCAGAGAGCGGUGCAUCUAACACUCAGUAGGCAGCUGUUUUGGAAGACCCUUAGGGCUCCCCUCUCCUCUCCAGCUCUCAGAGCAGCCUCAGCUCCUCAUGUUUUCCUCGGAAAUUUGGGUUUGUUAAUGUACAUUUGCCAUAUUGUGUGGUGACUCCUUCCUUACACUAUGAAGCCAGUCUGGUGAGAGAAAAAGAAGAGCGUGGGGUGGGUUCUGUCUUCCACUGCUCAGGACCCUGUUACGAGGCGCUGUUUCAAAACCAUCUCUGACCCCUAAAGAUAGAAUCUUCAGGCAGAGCAAGUGGAAGUUUGCUUGUUAUUUUCAUCCACCAGCUUCUCACUGUUGUGUCAUUUUUAGGGACUCAUUGCAUGUCACCUCUAGCCAUCCCCCUAACUCACCCCAGACCUUCUUCCUUACCUUGAAACUGCCCAUUGAUAACUCUGCAGUACAGAGCCUGUUUCCUCCUCUCCUUCUAGAAUCCUAUGUCUAAUUAGCCCCCAGGAGCGCUUUGGACCUCCAAGGCCUGAGCAUGUGGAAUGACAGUUGCUCCUGGGGAGAUGCCCGCCCGCCAACAAGCCGGCUCUCCUAGUAUAUUAUGGUUUGCCUGUGCCUGGGUUCACCGCUUGGCCAAGUUACGUCUCUGCUCUUUCCAGCUUUUUCAGCUUAGGAUCUGGUUUCUACAGCCUUCUAAGGAAGCUCUCCCUCUGCUCGUGGGCCAGGCCCUUGGAGGCUGAGUGUCUGAGGAUAUAUUGGGGUCAUUGUGAGAGCACACAGACAUCUGCUUUAGGGAAAGGAUUCUGCUCGACAUUCUUACUUAGUAGGCUUGCAGAACUGUGUUUCCCAUUCCCAUUUCUGUGCUCUUCUCCUCUCCCUUUCUCCUUACUCCCUCAGCCCCAGUAGCUCUUGGCUUCUUAGGAGUGGGCUUGGGCUGAGUAGGAGGCAAAACCAGGAAUCUCACUUGGUGGAUUGAAGCCUAUUCAGUGAGACUGUGGGAAAACCACUGUCUCCAUCGCUUUUCCAUCCCAUUCCCCACACCCUCUUAAUUCAGAUACAGUCCUUAUAGCUGUCCAUCCUUAAGAUGAGUUUGAAGUAGCAGAUGUUAUAUACAUACAUAACUGGAAUGCCAUCUUAUUUAAUUACUGAUGAAAACAGCACCAAGGGCUCAUGAAGUAAAAUAUUAGUCUGAAAGAACUGGCUUUUAGGCCUCCUAGCCUGCCCAUUGUACCAGCCCCUCCUUGCCCCUAGCAAUCCCCAUGGACUCUCUCUGACUAAUCUGACCUGCUCUUAGAGAUAAUAACACAAUAGCCCUUUGGUUUCCUAGAGAAAAAUGAUUCCUCAUCAAUAUUAGGAAACCAUUUCCUGUGGCCACAGAAAGUGUGAAAUGUCUGUAACUACCAGACUUCAUUGGAAGCCAAUUUGGGGUUAACUCUGAGAAGGAUGGUAGGAUAAGGUAUAUUGAUCUGUGUCCUUUAUUUGUUGUAUAUAAUUCAGAGGGAAUGUGAGAAGGAAGGGAGAGAUGUGGCCUUUCAUUUGCAACAAAUCUGAUGUCAGCUAGAGGCCAACCUGACUUGUAAAGGAGGGAGAGGGUGAAGAAGAGUUCUGAGAAAUUCAGAGAAAACCCGAGUUUGGAAAUCAAAAAAUAGGCUUUUCUUCUUUUUCCCUGUCUGCUAAUCGUUCCAUCCCAUUCGCCUGUUUCCCUGAUUUGUUUCAUUGGUCCCAGUUCUGACCUUCUGAAUUCAUCUCCCUGGUUCUGAUCCUUUCUUGCUAAUUAAGGGGGCUUUUCUAUCCUGGCCCUCUUAAACUGCAGGACAUUGAUGGGGAGACAGAUGAAAAAUUGGGAUUUUGGAGAGUAUUUAUAAUUUGAUUUUUACAUAAAGGCCAGGGAAACAGAAGACUGCUGUGGGACUGACCUAGCAGUGGACGCAUUUCAGUGGUGUUAGGCCAGUAACAGGGCUGGUUUUGGAAAGGUAAUUCAGCUGACAUCAACUGAAUUUACUUCUUCCUUUCUUGGGAGUCGAUAGCAUCUCCCUUCCACCCUUUCCCACCAUAUUUGGGAUGGUUGGUUUGAAUUCAGUCCAUCUCUGAUUCUCUUCUGUGUGCAGUUGGUUUCUUCAGCUAGCUGGCUCAGCAGGUUGUGAAAGUCCCAUUUCUCCAUUCAGUGAGGCCGUUUCGUUCCCACUGGUCCCUUUCUGGGAUGAUCUGCCGAGAUGCAUUUACUCCUCAGUGCCCUGGGUCUCCAGCACCUCCUCUCUGAUGGCCAA
Molecule: messenger RNA, 4830 nt
Organism: Phascolarctos cinereus (koala)
Lineage: Eukaryota; Metazoa; Chordata; Mammalia; Diprotodontia; Phascolarctidae
Gene: VPS53
Product: VPS53 subunit of GARP complex
Biological process (GO): retrograde transport, endosome to Golgi
Cellular component (GO): GARP complex
Source: RefSeq, a predicted model, not a curated record